UCUUCUCGCUACGCACUCGAUAUUCUAGUGAACGUAUUCAGAAAAUCUAGGAUGAAAACUUGGGUGAUUAUAAUAGGUGUGCUGGCUGUUAAAACGGUGGCGGUAUAUGGUUUCAAAGCUGAAAUCGUGCAAAAGUACAACGAGGACACCAAGAAAUGCACCGAAGAAAUAGGCGGAUCGUUGACUGAGUACCGUCCUGACAUAUUAUAUUGUGUGACGGUCAGGGAUGGAGAGGUCCUCAAUGAUAAAUAUGAAUAUAAGAAGGAGAAAACUUUAGAGAGACUUGGAGACCUGAUCUCCGAUUCGGACAAAUUAAAACAAGCUCGUAUGAUUUACAGCAAGUGCUACGACAAUGUUGUUCAAACUGGAAUCACGGGUAAACAGCAGACGUUGAAAAUUAUCACGUGCCUUGAGCCAAUGAUGCCUCUCCUCCAAUAACCACAGUAAAAGCGUAAUGCAAAUUCUCACCUGAAUGUCAUGUACAAAACACUAUAUGAAUAUUUUUUUCGAGAUAUUAUGUAUAACAUAGCCUAUAUAUCAUUUCAUCCUUUUCUGUUCAUUUCUAUAUAUGCAAUAUUCAAGUUUCUUAUCUGCCUGUUAAAGUAAACUGAAAUGAUAAAUUGCCAAAUAAUAAA
This is a messenger RNA of Dinoponera quadriceps, 635 nucleotides long. RefSeq lists its product as uncharacterized. Lineage: Eukaryota; Metazoa; Arthropoda; Insecta; Hymenoptera; Formicidae. The record is from RefSeq and is a predicted model, not a curated record. The transcript has 5 exons. The coding region runs from base 52 to 438 and encodes 128 amino acids.